CAGGACCCCAAAUCUGUCCACCUCACCAAAACACCGUGAAUGGAGCAGUACCGUGCCUGGAGAAGACGGCUGCUCAUAUCCACCGUUCACCGCGGACCUGCUCGUGGACAUGGCCGCGCGGAUCUUCAGCCCUAGGAGCAGCAGUGCGCGUGGACAGCCGAGACAACGGAGCACAAAGCAGACGGCCGCCGCGCGGGCUCCUCUCCAGGCUUAGAGACCACCCUGAGCCCAUCUAACCUUCCUGUGGAACUCCAUAGCAUCAAAGACCUUUUUAUAAACCUGUAACCUGAAUAGAAAGUAUAAAAGGAUCAUCUUUGACUGAAAUACCGGAGGAAGAGCAUGAGUGAACAGAGCAUCUGCCAGGCCCGGGCCUCUGUCAUGGUCUACGAUGACGCCAGUAAGAAGUGGGUGCCCAUCAAGCCGGGCCAGCAGGGCUUCAGCCGCAUCAACAUCUACCACAACACUGCCAACAACACCUUCAGAGUGGUGGGGGUCAAGCUGCAGGAUCAGCAGGUGGUGAUAAACUACUCAAUUGUGAAGGGGCUGAAGUACAACCAGGCCACACCCACCUUUCAUCAGUGGAGAGAUGCGCGACAGGUCUAUGGCCUCAACUUUGCCAGUAAAGAGGAGGCCACCACCUUCUCCAACGCCAUGUUGUUUGCCCUCAACGUGCUCAGCUCCCCAGACAGCGGAGGUCCAAUUGUUCAGCGUCAGAAUGGACCAUCUUCAGAGGAGAACGAGGCACAAAGGAGGAUGAUGGAGCAGCACCAGAUGCAGCAGGCCCAUAAGGAGAGGGAGAGACGCACAUCAGGAUCGGGCCCCCCUGUCUCAGCCGGUCACCCCGCCAUGCUCUCUGUGGCACCUCCCACAGCAGUGCCAUCUCCAGCCCCACCUCCACCUCCGGGCCCUCCGCCCCCCAUGGCAGUGCCCCCUCCUAUGCCUCCACCUCUGCCCGCAGGUGGGGGCCCUCCUGGGGGGCCGGCUGGGCCUCCUCAGCCCUCAGGCCUAGCUGCAGCACUGGCAGGAGCCAAACUACGCAAAGUCCAAAGGGAUGAGAGCAGUCCGCCCGGCUCAGGGAAAGCUGACUCAAACCGCUCCAGUGGGGGCAGCGGCAGUGGAGGAGAGGGCCUGAUGCAGGAGAUGAAUGCCUUACUCGCACGCAGGAGGAAAGCUUCGGAGAAACCUGAUGAGGAUGACUCGAGUGGUCGGGGGCAGAACUCAACAGAUGCUGUGAAAAAGCCUUGGGAAAGAUCAAACUCUGCUGAGAAGUCCUCACUGGUAUCCAGAGUUAGACCCAUUGGUAGCACUAGUGAGUCAGACUCAGAUUUUGACCGUAUGAAGCAGGAAAUUUUGGAUGAAGUUGUUCGUGAGUUGCAUAAGGUUAAAGAUGAAAUUAUCCAUGCCAUCAGACAGGAAAUGGGCAGAAUCACUACGUCCUAAUGGAGCGUCUGAGGAGUGGAGAGGCAGGAGCGGCCGAUGGACUCACAGACACGAGGACCAAACAAUGUUCUCUCAAUGUUUCUGUGACCUCUCUGCCGCGGUGCACGUCGCAGAGAUGUUGUGCCAACAUUAGAGUCUGCUGGACAGAAACGGGACACAUGAUGGGCAGAAGAAUACAAUGCCAUGGGGGGACAUUUGGGCUGGAGCACUCGCAAUCAGCCCUGUGCAACUCUUUAUCUUCUGUUGAGUCCCACAAAGGAAUUUUUUUUUUUUUUUUUAAGUUUUUACCAUUUUAUUAUUUAAAAAUGUGGUGUUUAUUAUGAUACUGUUCAUGGCAAUGCGUGUUUUAUCAAUGAGUUUAAGAGGGCAAAAGGAAACUUGCACACCUUUUUGUCAGUCUUUUAUAUUUUGGACUGUUUUUUCGUUGUUGUUGAGGCCAUAAAUAUUUCACAAAGACAAGCACAAUAUGAGCAACAUGGAGCAGGACCCUCUAUGAUCCUCUGAAUGGAAGGGACCCUAAACCCACCCGGACAAUGUUCAUACUUCUCCUUUACCAAUGUUCUGUCUCCUUUAAUUUACUGAAAUAUGAACUGUAAUUGGCUAACAUCUUUUCCUGCACACAUAAUGGGAUCCUAAAAACUGAAAAUUUCAAGCAAUCUACUGAUCAACUCAAGUGCAAGAGUUUAUUUGAAUGUUCAAAAAUGGCUGGACUUUGGGAUAAUUUGCCAAAACAGGCCCAGAGUUGUAAAUGUGCCACCUGCUUUCACUGGCAUUAGAACAACAGUAUGUAAUUUCUGUCUGUCUCUGCUUUGUAAAUCCCCACGUAUGCAUGAAACCCUAGCUCUCAAUAUGUUUGUUUUCAUUUGAGAAAAGAAUGACAAGUUAGCAGACGGUGGUACAUUUAUUUUCAUGGUUUGUUUCUAGGAGGAUUCUCUGCUCUGGUUGUACGCAGGGGUCAUUGCUGCCUAUGGAUCAGAAUGUGUUUAGAAUUAUGUGAUAGAAGUGGAGAUGUGUUUGCAGGUGGACUUUGGUUGAAAAACUCUUCUUUCCACUCUUGUCAACUAUUUUUGGAUUUUAAACCUGGAAGCUCAAAACA
Molecule: messenger RNA, 2536 nt
Organism: Boleophthalmus pectinirostris (great blue-spotted mudskipper)
Lineage: Eukaryota; Metazoa; Chordata; Actinopteri; Gobiiformes; Gobiidae
Gene: evla
Product: Enah/Vasp-like a
Exons: 13
Coding region: 340-1440 (366 amino acids)
Biological process (GO): positive regulation of actin filament polymerization; actin polymerization or depolymerization; protein homotetramerization
Cellular component (GO): cytoskeleton
Molecular function (GO): profilin binding; actin binding; SH3 domain binding
Source: RefSeq, a predicted model, not a curated record